UUUACAGAAUCGGUAGGAGGAGUUCGUUAGCCUUGUCUGGCUAGGUAAAAGAAAAUUGAACCUUUGCGGCUAUAUCCAAACAUGGGAAAGGAUUUACCAUGGAGCCUAUCAUCUAUAACUCUAAAAAUUUGAUUGACCGAGCAUUGUCUGGGAGAGAUGCCAUUCUUGUGAAGUUCAACAAGUGUGCAGAGAAAGAUGGCCAGACUUAUUUGUCAGAAGCAAAGAAUGUGUUUGAGAAAAUGCAGAAUCCAAUGCUCCUAGAUCCUAAAGCAGAUCGGGAAGAAGUCCGGCAAUAUUUGAAUGACCUCUUAGAGCAAAUGGAAUCUGUGCAACAAAAGUCUAAGGCAUUAAAAGAUCGUCAAAAGGAGUUGAAGGUUCCAUUCAUGAACUUGGAACCAGAGGAGGUGACCUCCACCACUAUGAAAUACCUGAAGACGGUUCAGAUGCUAGAGAAAGGUCUACCACCCAAUGAUGUGGUCAGCAUGUUGAAGAAGAAAGUUGAAGUUAUGAAACAGAGACUUCAGGUAAUAACUGACAUCAGAAACCCACAUCUUAAAAAAAGGCACUGGGACUUGAUCCAGGAAGCAUUGAAUUAUAAAUUUAUCAAAGAUGAGCCUCUAACACUUGGCCUGUUGAUUGAGAUUGAUGCAUUUGACAAGUCUGAAGAAAUGAUGGAGAUAGCUGGCAUGGCGUCCUCACAGGCAGCUCUGGAAGCCAUUCUAAAAAAAGUGGUGGAUGCAUCCAAGCAUGUGGAGUUCCCUGUACUGCCUUACAAAGAUCAGAAAGAUGUCUAUAUAAUUGGGAGCACAGAUGAGAUUCAACAACUGUUAGAUGAUAGUAACAUUAACAUCCAGACCAUUCAGUCAUCAAGACAUGUAGGUCCCAUUAAAACCAAAGUGGAAGAAUGGGCAGCUAGUCUCAGUUUAUUUAAUAAGACUUUGGAAUCAUGGAUCAACUGUCAGAGGACAUGGCUAUAUUUAGAAUCAAUUUUUAGUGCCCCUGAUAUUCAGAGGCAGCUUCCAGUGGAGGCCAAACUGUUUGUUGAAGUUGACAGAUCUUACAAGGAAAUUAUGAGGAGAGUAAAGAAAACUCCUAUACGUAAUGGAACACAGCCAGGUCUCUGGGAAACAUUUGAAUAUAACAAUGAAUUAUUGGAUACAAUUCUGAAAUGUCUUGAAGCCUACCUGGAAACAAAGCGUGUUACAUUUCCAAGGUUCUACUUUCUCUCCAAUGAUGAACUACUUGAAAUACUUGCACAGACUCAAAACCCAUUGGCUGUGCAACCACAUUUACGUAAAUGUUUUGAUGCUAUACACAGACUAGAGUUUGCUGUGGUUGAGGGACUUCCACCUGAGGAAGAGAUUCAAUUUACAAAUGACAUAUUAAGCAUGAUAUCACCAGAAGGAGAGAAAAUUGGAUUGGGCAAAGUAAGUAGUUUCUUUUUUUUUUUUUGUUUAGGAUUUUAUGGCUUAGGAAUUACACAUACUUUUUAUUAAAACAUAGAUCUGUUACAGAAACUGAUUAGCUUUAUAUUUAAUAAUGUGGCCAAAGACAGGUGCAGAAGACAAAAAGAAAACUUAAAUAAACCCAUGCUUUGUCUGCAUUAGAUUUGGCAAAAUAUGCAGGUCAAUAUUGGGUUUGCAUAGUCAUGUGAACCACUGUGUUCACCCUGAAUCUUCAGAAUCAAAGACAUUGCCAUUAAAUACAUUUUAUUAUGGACUCUGUAAAGAACUACCUAAACAAAAAAUUGAGAGUUAUGUUUUGUCAUUGUAAAAUCUAAUGUGAUUGUGACCUUAAACAUUAUAUUUUCUUUCUACUAAAUGCAACUAUAAGACUACUAAUAUUGGUAUUAGGGACAAUAACAAUGAGAAUAAAU
Biomphalaria glabrata is the source of this 1876-nucleotide messenger RNA. RefSeq names its product dynein axonemal heavy chain 6-like. NCBI's taxonomy places the organism in Eukaryota, Metazoa, Mollusca, Gastropoda, Planorbidae. The record is from RefSeq and is a predicted model, not a curated record. Gene Ontology annotation, biological process: microtubule-based movement. Gene Ontology annotation, molecular function: dynein light intermediate chain binding; minus-end-directed microtubule motor activity; dynein intermediate chain binding. The transcript is spliced from 10 exons. The coding region runs from base 99 to 1496 and encodes 465 amino acids. Gene Ontology annotation, cellular component: dynein complex.